UUCUUGUCAGGGUACACACCAAAUGUAUCGAACCCGCGUUUCUUUCUACUGACAAAAUUUGCAGAAGAAUCGAUAGAUUUUCGAUAGACUCUCUUUGCCGUCUGAUAAUCAGAUAAUAAGGCACACGAUGUAUCGCACACGAUUCCAAGGAUCGCGCCGGGCCCGGCACGAGUUUCCUUGACGUAUUUACUGUUACAGGACGUGGCGCGGACGCUGUGUUUGUCGUGCUCGGCGCGUUUCUUCGCCGUUCAGUGUCGUGAACGGUAAGGACUCGGUUACAGGUGUAACCGUCGCGCCGGUGUGAUCUCUCUCGUCGCUCUCCUAUCUGGAUCCACUGAAUUGUGAUCUACGGCGAAAGAGAAGUUGGCGAUGGUCUCCUGAAGAAAAAAGAAAAAAAAAAAAAGAAACGAACUUGGAAAGCGAGCCGUGGCGUUCGCCGUGUCGAGCCGAAUUCUCGCUUUUGCGAAAAUGGAACAGGAAAGGAGACAGCGUUCGCGAGACCCGGGCGAAAUCGCGUUUGCGUAACGCGAGAGGCUGCCUCCGCUCUGCGUGCGUCCUCCUGUUAUAUAAAUUUCAUAAAUUAUCAAAAUCGUCGCAAAUUAGCGUCGUAGCGAUAAAACAGCCGAGCCACGCGAGGCAUAUGCGCGUCCCACCUUCGUCGUAUCACCUUCGAGAGAUAUUGAAUUGUCCGACUCCGUGAACGGCCCGAGCGGUCAGUACCAGAGAGAGGUACCGACGUGUGACACAGCUGAUAUAUUCGAGUUCGAGUUUAAAACGGCGAGGCGAGGCUCUCCCGAUCUCGGAUCUGGCGAAAUCGGAGCGGCGUCAUCGGCGUUUCCACCGGCACGACGAAAACUCGCACGUCCCUUGCGGGGAACGGAGGACGUGGAGAACGAUGCGCCGCGCGUUCCGCGUCCCGGAAAAAGAAAAGGCGAGAGACACGAGACGGCAUUCCCAUACGCCGGUGCGUGCGCGCGGGACACGCGCCAUCGGCGUAAAUAUUGAACAAGUGACGUAAUAUUAGUUGUACGAGGCAUGAUAAUAAGCGGGGACGUCGUUACCCGUCGCCGCGCCCCGCGAUCAGAUAGCGCACGAAAUUGUUCCCCGUUUCGAGGUCGACGUACCGCUCGUGCGUCUACCGCGGAGGAUCCUGAUAAAAGAUUCAGUUCGGAUUCAUCGUCGUUGCCGGCUUGCUGUCGCAUUCCCCAAUCCCCGCUGGGCGGAAACGCUCGAAAUGGAGGCGAUCUUGUAGGAAGCGAAGAUUUAAGCCGUUACCUCCGUCAGUGCUCACUCGGUUUUCUGUGGACAGCAUUCCUGACUGGCGUAGCUGGAAAUUCUCGUGAGAAAUUUUUGGCGGAGCAUAGACAGGAGCAGCUAAAGAAGGCGACGGACAGAAUACAAAGAGAGAUUGAAGAAGUCACCGAAAGGGAACACGAAUUGCGGAAUGUGGGUAGCAUUAAAACUACAUCUCACGAGACCGUGGAUUCCAAGGUGCGUCGUAUGCCGCAAGCUCUAGUCUCGGGCAAGUUGAAGAGGACGACGUCCACGCCACAAAUACUAGAAGCAGUCAGCCUCUCGCCGCUGUCACCAAACUUGACGCCAAAGAUGACGAAUGGCGUGAUAUUUACACGCACAACGCCACAACCGCUGCGUUUUGCAAAUACGCCAAGUCAAAAGGGUCUAAUGCAUAGAUUUUUGGCUACGCGCGGAAAACUCUAUAAAAACAAAUUGUCGAACAACGACAAUUUGAGCCCUUCCGUAACGCCUAUCAUCACGCUCAAUCCUCUGAGUAUCAAGGCUUUCAACAGAACACUGGAGAUACCAUUGGAGCCGGAUGACGAGCCAAAAAAGCCACUGUCAAGAAAAGGAUAUAUUCCUGUCGAGCAGAAGAUUCAAAAGGAAUUGCAUGACAUGAGAGAACGAGAAAACGAAUUAAGAUUGAUGAGAUCGCAAAUGUUGGCAAAAUCUCAGCCAAAUCUACUCGAUAUAGAAAAUGAUAAUGAUUCCGAUAUUUACGAUGGCUCUAGUUCCCUUAGAAGUGGUGCUUCCACUAAUACUUUAAAUGAGGAUGAAAUUGAGAGAGAACAUAAGGGAAAACAUAAGCCUAAUCCACGACGUCGUAAUACACUCAUUGCGCAAUGGGAGAAUUUGAUAGCUGCCAAGAGAUCUAUGGAAAAUAACAACGAAAAAGAUAGCUAUUUUUGAAAGUUUUAUGAAUUUAAAAUAGCAGUUUGCAGAUAUCAACUCUAGCCUCAUCUUUAUAUUGUCAUUAUUUGUUUAAAUCAUUGAUUGUAAAUCAAUAAUAUUUAUUAAUAUUACAGUAAACGACUGUUUAUAUUGUAAUAAAAUUUUGCUCCAUCUUUCUUAAAGUAUAUAAAUGCAUGGAUAUUUUCUUGUUUUUGUUAUAUAGUUUAUUUACAAAUUAAUGAUUUUUUUAUGUUUGAAAAUUAUAAAUAUACUAUAUUACGGCGGCAUUUUCAAUAUUAAUUUUGCUGACUAAAUAUUAAAAUGCAUCUUCUUAUGAACUUGAAGAAUCUUUUUGAGAAAGUAAGUAGGGCAUAUUUUGUUUCGUUGUAAAUUGUAAUAGAAAUGUAAUACGUAAAAUAUC
Molecule: messenger RNA, 2608 nt
Organism: Pogonomyrmex barbatus (red harvester ant)
Lineage: Eukaryota; Metazoa; Arthropoda; Insecta; Hymenoptera; Formicidae
Gene: mdu
Product: mitotic spindle positioning protein meduse
Source: RefSeq, a predicted model, not a curated record